Molecule: messenger RNA, 1344 nt
Organism: Aspergillus puulaauensis
Lineage: Eukaryota; Fungi; Ascomycota; Eurotiomycetes; Eurotiales; Aspergillaceae
Product: Rieske [2Fe-2S] domain protein
Exons: 1
Coding region: 1-1344 (447 amino acids)
Molecular function (GO): 2 iron, 2 sulfur cluster binding
Source: RefSeq, a predicted model, not a curated record
AUGCCCAAACUCAGUCUUGGCUCGCUCCCUGAGCUCACACAUACUCGAUAUGUGAUUCAUCUGUCGGACGGCAAGCGUCUGGUGCUCUUUCGCCUGCCGUCAAUCGACGCAGGCAGGCGCAGCAAAGCGAGCAAUGAUAGCAGUGACGGGUGGUCUUAUUAUGCCAUGGAAGCUGAGUGCCCGCAUGCUGGAGGUCCUAUGGAAGAUGCCCAAGUCGAUAUUGAAGACUCGGCGUAUAUCGCCUCAUGUCCGUGGCAUGCGUACGAUUUCAAUGUGGAGACUGGCGAGUCCAGCGUCGGCAUCCAGGCAUGCACAUUCCCGAUCGAUGUGGAUGGGGACGAUGUGUUCCUAAGUUACACCCCCGAGGGUAUUUCUGUUGCGAGACUGGAGCCAGUUAGUGAGGCGAUCAAAUUGAAGACGCCUUGCUCGGAUUCUACAACCCUGGUGGAGACUGAACAACCCACCACACCUCCAGCAACGGCACAGUAUCUGGAUGAAAAUGCGACCCUCUGUGACUGGUGCGCGCAUAUUCUGAACACGUCGAAUUCCGAGCAUAAGAUCGAACUCACGGCUCACCUGUUUUCCACAUUUACUCAACGAGAGGGUACAUCUUCGCCGAUGACAAUCAUCGGGCCAACUCCUGCCUCGCUUCCUCCGACACCGCCACGGGAGAAGCUCGUCGAAGUCCGACCCGGUGCAAUGCAAAAGCCCGGAAGGGGAGGAACGCUGAAAAGCAGGAUCGCAAUGCUCCACGCUCUGGCGAAUAUCGAGCAGUGGGCCAUCGACCUGGCAGUGGAUAUCUGCGUCCGAUUUGCCGAAUUCCAAACCAGUCCAGAAGCAUUAGAGUCUGCGAGGAACCUACCUCGGACUUUCUUCCACGACUGGCUUAAGGUCGCGAACGACGAAGCGAAACACUUUUCCCUGCUCCGUACUCGCCUCGAGGAGAUGGGUUCCUACUUUGGUGCUCUCCCUGUCCACCACGGCUUGUGGGAAUCGGCUACCAAGACAGCGCACGAUCUCCGCGCCCGGAUCAGCAUCAUUGCUCUGGUUCAUGAAGCGCGUGGUCUUGAUGUCAAUCCGAUGACGAUUGCAAAGUUCCGGAAUGCCCGCGACGAUGAAAGUGUCAAGGCUCUUGAGGUGAUACACAAUGACGAGAUUACCCAUGUCACUACUGGCCACCGAUGGCUUAGCUGGAUCUGCCAGGAGGAAAAGACCGACCCAGUGGAAGUGUUCCGAUCCAACGUACGCAAGUACUUUGUCGGCGGCCUCAAAGAGCCCUUUAACAGGGACGCGCGCGCAAUGGCCGGAAUGGACGGGCGGUAUUACGACCACUUGGUCUACUGA